Molecule: messenger RNA, 864 nt
Organism: Acanthamoeba castellanii str. Neff
Lineage: Eukaryota; Discosea; Longamoebia; Acanthamoebidae
Product: GPR1/FUN34/yaaH family protein
Exons: 6
Coding region: 1-864 (287 amino acids)
Biological process (GO): succinate transmembrane transport; acetate transmembrane transport
Cellular component (GO): plasma membrane
Molecular function (GO): acetate:proton symporter activity
Source: RefSeq, a predicted model, not a curated record
AUGGGCGACCACCACGAUGACCACGAUGACACCGCGUACCUCCUCAAGUCCGGCCGUGUCCACCUCUCUCUCGAAGAACUCUCCAACCUUCUCCGCUCAGUCCAGAAGCCCACCAACGCACCCAAGUCCGGUCCGUUGGGGCUGGGCGGCUUUGCGCUGACGACGAUGACCCUCUCCAUCUACAACGCCGGCAUCCUCACCGACACCAGCAACAUGGUCCUCGCCCUCGCCCUCUUCUACGGCGGAAUCGCCCAAUUCAUCGCCGGACUGUACGAAUACAAGAUCUCCAACACGUUCGGCGCCACGGCCUUCUGCAGCUACGGCGCCUUCUGGUGCAGCUUCGCCACCUACGUCUACUUCAUCGUGCCCCACCUCCCUCCCGACAAAGUGCACGAGGCGUCGGGUCUGUUCCUGUUCAUGUGGCUCAUCUUCACACUCUACAUGACCGUGGCGGCGCUCCGAGUGUCGUUUCUUCUGGCCGCCCUCUUCUCCGUACUCUCCGUCACCUUCGUGCUGCUGGUCAUCGGCGACUGGGCUGAGCUGGACGGUGCGAAGAAGGCGGGCGGAGUGCUCGGGAUGGUCACUGCCGGGCUGGCGUGGUACGGCAGUGCGGCCUCCGUCAUCAACACCACCUGGGACCGCGAACUACUGCCCCUCGGCCUCUGGGUGCGACCAAAGCCCAAGUACCGUAAGGAGAACACUGAGACGGUGAUGCCGCUGCUGGAGCUGACCACCAUGUCGUCAGAGUCGGACGACGAGGACGUGGAGAAGGGCAAGGACCGCCACCGCCACCACCACCACAAAGAGCGCGUCUUCCUCUCAUCGGUCAAGGAGGCCCCCGCCAGGAAACAGUCUGGCCACUAA